GCACACUGACUUUAUAGUUUCAGGAAUAAAGUAGAACAUCGCUUUGUGAAAGCUCUUCUAGUUCAAGUUCAAGUUAACGUUGAAGUGAAUUGGUUAAUGUAACUGAUAUUUCUACUAUAUUUCCGCAUACAAUUUCGAUUGGAAAAUUUUGGAAAUGGAGGUGUUUAUUAAUAGUGAGAAUGUGAAGUAUAGUGAGACUUAUAUUGAAAGCAAAUACGAUUAUCAGUAUACUGAUGCCAAAAAAAUUGGAAAUAAAGUAACGGUAACACCCAAAACGGAGCACUUGGUCAUCCGCACCAAUCGCAGAGUACCCCGUUUGGGGGUUAUGUUAGUAGGCUGGGGAGGUAACAACGGUAGCACCUUCACAGCUGCCUUGAUUGCCAACAAGCUUGGCCUCUCCUGGCCCACCAAAAAUGGAACCCAAAGCGCAAAUUGGUAUGGUUCCGUGACACAAGCAAGCACAGUGCAUUUAGGAAAGAAUGUGAACGUGCCAUUAGGUAAGCUGUUGCCUACGGUCGAUCCAAACGAUAUUGUUGUGGAUGGCUGGGAUAUAAGUGGUAAAGAUCUGGCAGAAUCUAUGGAGAGGGCUAGAGUUUUGGAGCCGAGCCUAGUUGAGAUGUUGAAACCGCAUAUGAAGAAGUAUAAGCCGAGGGCUUCCGUAUACGUACCUGAUUUCAUUGCUGCCAACCAGUCUUCAAGAGCCGACAACGUCAUAGAAGGUAGCAAGAAGAAGCAAGUUGAGCAGAUAUGUAGAGACAUAGAAUCUUUCCGAUCCAAAGAGCGUCUGGAAAAGGUCAUUGUUCUCUGGACUGCGAACACAGAGCGUUUCUGCGACAUUAUAACAGGGGUGAACGACACCGCCGAUAACCUGAAGGAGGCCAUAGAAGAAAACCAUGAAGAAGUCUCACCAUCCACCUUAUUCGCUUACGCUGCCAUCAGCAUGGGAUGUCCUUACAUCAACGGCUCCCCCCAGAACACUUUCGUUCCGGGCCUGAUCGAAUAUGCCGAAAAAAAAGGUGUUUACAUUGGAGGCGACGAUUUCAAAUCCGGCCAGACCAAAUUUAAGAGCGUAAUUGUUGACUUUUUGGUCUCUGCCGGAAUCAAGCCUGUCAGCAUUGUCAGUUACAACCAUCUGGGGAACAAUGAUGGCAAAAACCUGUCGGCACCUGCUCAAUUCCGUUCUAAGGAGAUUUCGAAGAGUAACGUUGUGGAUGAUAUGGUGCAAUCCAAUGAUGUUUUGUACAAGCCAGGGGAGAAACCUGAUCACGUGGUUGUGAUCAAAUACGUUCCCUAUGUCGGUGACUCCAAACGUGCAAUGGACGAAUACGUCUCAGAGAUCAUGAUGGGAGGCCUGAACACCAUCGCUGUUCACAACACCUGUGAAGACUCCCUUCUAGCAACACCAUUGAUACUUGACCUCAUCGUACUGACGGAGCUCUGUACAAGAAUCAAAAUGAAGAAGUCAAACCAGACAGAUCAAGAGUUCACUGGUUUUCAUUCAGUUCUUUCGAUAUUGAGCUAUCUGUGCAAAGCGCCAUUGGUACCUGAUGGUACCCCCGUUGUGAACGCCCUCUUCAGGCAGAGAGCUUGCAUAGAGAACAUCAUGAGAGCUUGCAUAGGAUUGCCACCAGACAACAACAUGUUGUUGGAGUAUAAGCUUCCAGUAUUGAUGGACGAAGGUGUCAAGGAAACUCCAAGCAAAAAGCUGAAAUAUGAACAUGGGGAGGAUUAUUAAUCUUCUUAAGGAAGUGAGGAUGUUGGGUUUUUCUUCUGUUAUUGGAUGUCGUUUCAUCAUAUAGCUUAGGAAUAUUUGGUAAUAUGUAUGUUAUUGGUGGAGGAUAAGUAUUUCUAUUUUUAACGUUGAAAUAUUUUAGAGUAUAUUUGAGAUAACUGCAGCAGAUCAAACUAAAUGUGCAUGUCUUUGAAACUGAACUGAAAAAAUGGUAAUAACAAUUCCUUUUUUAUUUAUUGAUCUGAAAUGAAAUAUUUAAUUAUCUGUUAGAAAUUCAAACAGUCGAACUGACUGAAUUGUUUCAAGAUCAAUAAAUAAACGUACUUAACAAUAA
Harmonia axyridis is the source of this 2066-nucleotide messenger RNA. RefSeq names its product inositol-3-phosphate synthase 1-A-like. The record is from RefSeq and is a predicted model, not a curated record. The transcript has 5 exons. The coding region runs from base 155 to 1735 and encodes 526 amino acids. Gene Ontology annotation, biological process: phospholipid biosynthetic process; inositol biosynthetic process. Gene Ontology annotation, cellular component: cytoplasm. NCBI's taxonomy places the organism in Eukaryota, Metazoa, Arthropoda, Insecta, Coleoptera, Coccinellidae. Gene Ontology annotation, molecular function: inositol-3-phosphate synthase activity.